GGUCCCAAGGUAUAGACUAUACUGCGAAGUGCCGAUACCGUCUCGUAAGCCUGCAAAUUUGAAUCUGCCUGUGCGUCUGUUAAGUUACGCUGAGUAUAUAUACAUGCGAACGCUUUACGCAACAGCUGCUGUUAUAGAAGCGAGCAGAACGUCAUUGUGAUUCCAAGGUAGACUAUACUUGGCCGUCUUGUCGAACCUGCAGGCUUACAGAACCUGCAGAACUUGUGCAUGCUUCUGCUCAGUUGGACUGAAUACUGACUGGCACAAUUCCCCACUACAAAUUAAGUGAUCGUCGGGGACUCGGAAGGGGAGAGCUAGAGCCAUGACGAGGUACGUGCUAAGCCUCAUCUUCAUCGUGCCGUGGGCCUGGGAAACCACUGUCGCGGAAUCUGCGACCCCGUGCGACCCCAGCGUGUGCAGCUUGCGCGACAACUGCUUCUGCUUGGGCACGCGACCGCCGGCUAACCUGAGCGCCAGCAGCAUGCCCCAGUUCGUCAUGCUGACGUUCGACGACGCGGUCAACGAGCAGAACAUGGACUUCUACCGCCAGCUGCUCGGUCCAGGAAGGCGCCGGAAUCGGGCCAACGGCUGCAACCUGGCCGCCACGUUCUUCGUGUCGGCCAAGCACACCGACUUCUCGUUCGUGCACGAGCUGCACAGCGUGGGCAGCGAGAUCGCGAUCCACUCCAUCACGGAGUCUAAUACGUUCUCCCGAUACAUGGGCCACAUCCGCAGGCACCGCAACAACGUGAGCUACUGGCGCACCCUGGACGUCGCCGGGUGGGAGGCGGAGUUCGUGGGCGACCGCGACCUGCUGCGCGACUACGCGUUGAUCCCCGAGCGGGACAUGGUGGGAGCGCGGGCGCCCCACCUGGAGCCGGGCAACGGAGAAGCGUACCGCAUGAUGCGGCAGAACGGAUUCGUCUACGACUCUUCCGUCAGCAUCGACUACAUCAACAAGACCGACAAGCUGCCCGUGUUCCCCUACACGCUGGACUACGGCCUGGCGAUGGAAUGCUCGGUGCCGUCGUGUCCCCGUGGUAGCUACCCGGGCCUGUGGCUGGUGCCGCUCGACCAUUUCUAUCGGAGCACCCUGCGCGGUGACCGAUCGCGCGCGCUCGGCAGCAGCUGCGCCAUGCCCGACUCCUGCACUCCGCAGCCGACCACGGAGGACGACACGCUGGAUUACCUCAGGUCAAAUUUCGAGCGGUACUACCACACCAACAGAGCUCCGUUCCCGGUGUUCAUCCACGAAACCUGGCUGUGGAAUCCGGGCCGCCGGCAGGGUUACCUUUCCUUCGUCGACUGGCUCCUCACCAUGGACGACGUGUUCGUCGUCACCGUGACCGAAGUGGUGCGCUUCAUGCGGGACCCCAAGCCCCUCGGCCAGUAUGCGCAGACCGGUUGCUCGAUGGCCUCGGAGUUCCGGCGUUGUCCGCAGGUCCACUCGUGCUCGUUUCCCGAAGCGCCGAUCCCCGAAACCCGGCAGCUCGUCGGCUGCAAACCGUGUCCCGAAAGUUAACCGUGGUUGCGGGACGUCGUGUGAAGAAAACCGGAGGAGGAGGACGACACGCGGGCAGUCCGGAAGCAGCCCCUUGUAAAAAUUCCUAGCAACAUUUUUUAGACAGUCUUUAGACUUUGGUUACUAGAACCUACCAACAGUCAAUUAAAAUCCUACCAGCUGUCUUUAUACAUCCUAACAACGCUCUAGUAACACCCUAGAAACAAUUGGCCACCAACUCCCAAUAGAAACAUGUUCAUAGGAUGUCUUUAAACUUCCUACCAAUUUCCUAUGAACAUUUGUCUUUAUACACCCUAGUAACAUUCUUUUAAAAGAGAAAUGUUCGUAUAUCUUCUGUUAACUUCCUACCAAUCCCCUAUUAAAAAGCCUUCUUUAUACACCAUAUUAAUAUUCUUUCAAAAUAAAUGUGUUUAUAUAUUCUAUGUUAACUUCCUACCGAUCCACUAUUAACAAGCUUUCUUUAUACACCAUAUUAACAUUCUUUCAUAAGAACAAUGUUCAUAUAUUUUCUGUUAACUUCCUACCAAUCACCUAUUAACAAGCUUUCUUUAUACCCCAUAUUAACAUUCUUCCAAUUGAACAAUGUUUGUAAACGUUGUGCCAACUUCCUACCAAUCACCUAUUAACAUUUUUCUUUUUACACCCUAGUAAUAUCCUAUCAAGAAUUGUAUCCUAUCAAGAAUUGGCUACCGUACUUCAAUUGAAGCAUGUUCAUAGAUGGCCUGUAAACAUUCUACUAACCGUCAACCAACACAAGUCUUUAGGCUCUUUAGUAACACUCUGGCAAUAUUUUACUUACAUGUGCUUAUGUACUUGCUACUGACGUCUUACUAUACCCCUAGUAACAUUUGUCCCACAUACGACCUAGUAGCAUAGUGUAAAAAUUUCUCAGUAUGUGUGAACAUGUUGGUAAAAGGCAGUAUGCAACCUAGAAGGUGCAUGUACAUGGAAAACAAAUGCAACUUUGCACUGAAAGAAGUUUAUUCACACAAAAGUAUUUACACAGAAUUGUGAGAGAAGUAGUAGAGAAAUUAAUAAAAAUAAUAAAUGAAUAAUGACUUAGUUGAUUACGGCAUGGCAGCUGUCGCAUAUUCUCUAGCCAGCAUCGAUUAUAAUGUAUUUUUCAAAUUCAGAGCUGAUGUCUCUCAGAAUGUUUGCAGAAUGAACCAACCCUCCACAGAAACAAGAUGGUCAGUGUUAACAUCAUGUUCAGGUUAGCAUAUCACAUACAUAGAACAGCUUUUUAACAAGGUUCAUGUGAAUGCUAAAAUUGUAACCGUCAUCGCUGUUUACUGUUUACUUGCAGAGGAGAUGGCAAGGAUGGGGCACAUUUUGCUGCGUUGUAUUUACUACAUGUUAUUAAAAUUAUGAGUGUCCAAAAUGUUUUCUCUACCAAUU
Messenger RNA from Dermacentor andersoni, 2920 nucleotides. RefSeq names its product chitin deacetylase 1-like. Lineage: Eukaryota; Metazoa; Arthropoda; Arachnida; Ixodida; Ixodidae. The record is from RefSeq and is a predicted model, not a curated record. Gene Ontology annotation, biological process: carbohydrate metabolic process.